UCUGUCUGUCUCUCUCUGUUUCUCUGCAAAAAGUAAGCGAAAGUGAUCGAGCGAGAGUAUUGAGUUCAACGAUUGAGCCAUUGAUUUUCUCUGCAACGAUUGAGCGAGUGAUUUUCUGGGUUCUCUCUCUGUAACGACUGUGUGAAAUUUUGGGUUCUUAAAUCAAGAAUGGCGUCGUCUGUCAUAAAGCGCAGACAAUUGGAGGAUGGUUUUGGUUCCUUUGAGUUUCAGUUUCAGACCCAGAAGAGGAUAAGGUCUUCUAGGGUUUCUGAGACCCAACGGAAUGUAGCCGUUGAGGAAAAGUCGACUGUUGGUCUUCCUCUGCGCAAGGGUUUGGCUUCGUCUGGUACAAAAAAUGCCGACCCAGAAUCAGAAGAGUGGGGUUUCGAUGAAAUCUGUCAGACCCAGAAGAGGAAGAGGUCUUCUAGAGUUUCUGAGACCCAACGAAAUGUAGCCGUUGUGGAAAAGUCGACUGUUGGUCUUCCUCUGUGCAAGGGUUUGGCUUCGUCUGCUACAAAAAAUGCCAACCCAGAAUCAGAAGAGGGUUUUGAUGAAAUCUGUCAAACCCAGAAGAGGAAGAGGUCUUCUAGGGUUUCUGAGACCCAACGGAAGGAAAAGCCGACUGUUGGUCUUCCUCUGCGCCAAGUCAAAGGUUUGGCUUCGUCUGCUUCAAAAGAGACGUUGGAUUGUUCUAAAGUCUUGGAUUCUCUGAUGAACCUCGGCCAUGCGGGCUACUUCAACAAGCCUGUUGUUGAUCCUGUGGCUGAGAAUUUGCCGGGUUAUUUCGACGAAAUCUGGAGGCCGAUGGAUUUGGGUACUGUGAAAUCGAAAUUGGAUAGGGGUGUCUACUCCAGCGCUGAUGGCUUUGCUGCUGAUGUCAGGCUUAUCUUCUCAAAUGCUUUCAGAUAUUUCCCCCUUGGUAGUAGAAAUCGUGCAGCAGCGAAGCAUCUCAGUGGGGUUUUUGAGACCCAAUGGAAAGAAGCGGAGGAGAAAAUGUCAAAGACCGCUUGUCCUCCUCCUACUCCUCCUCUGCCCAAACGGAGACCAAAUGGCAAGAGCUCUUCUGCUUGUAGGGUUCUUAUACAAAGUCAAGGGGUUGUUGGGGUUUCUGAUUCUCACUCAGUUAAGUCAACCAAAGAUGACGACUUGGGCACCCUUGUUCAUCAAGCCAUGUAUCAGGCCACAGACAAUACCCUUGUUCAUCAAGCCAUGUAUCAGGCCACAGACAAUCUUUCUCCAUGUAAGGCUAGGCGAAUUCAGUCGCUCAAGAUGCGAUUUUCAGGUACAAUACGAAAAGCAAACAAGAUACUUAAGGGUCUACCUGAUUCUCCACCAAGGAGAAAAUUGAUGCAUCGGAUGGAUCAAAGGGAAUUGGCUCGCCGUGCCGUUUUGAACAUGGAGAAGUCAGUCCAAUUUGAGGACCCUUUAAAGGAUCUCAAACAACUUGAGAUUCUGUGUGGCUGUGGCAGUGAAAAGGUCUACCUUGGAUUGCCCCUUAAGCAUUUGGGUUUAUACCUCAAAGAAGAUGACGAGUUACAGGGUCAGGACGAGGAGGCUUUUCUUAAUGGAGAUCGGGAGGAAGGCGAGAUCUGCUGGCAGGAAAGCGAUUGGGAGGAAGAUUUGGAAUAUAACCCACUGCUCGACAAGAUAGAUGACUAAGAAUCUUGGUAUUAUGGAAUCUCUUUUUUGUAUGAUUGCUAUUUGAUGGCUAAUGCAACUGAGAGCGAAUGGUUUGGGCACCAGGGACAAAAGUAUGGAAGUUUGCAAUAAAACUGAAAUCAAAUUACACGGAAGCUUAUCAAGAACUUGGAGACAAUCUCCCAUCUUCGCAGGUGCAUCAGCAGCAGCCUUUCUUUCCCUAUGAACAUAAACCAUAGAGCAAUUCCAAACUCCUGCUAAUCAGGUUUCUGCAUCUUUAAGUUUGUUUUGAUUUAUUAAAGGAAUGAAAUGAUGAAUAAGUGUUUCGCAUCUGUACAAAUAAAAUGAUUUCUUGUAUAAGCUGUUCGGUUGAAAAGGUUGUUGCUAUGGAGUGUGCCCCACUCGUCUAAUCCCAACAUUGGCAUUUGCUUCAGUAACCCUGAUAAUCAGUUUGCAGUUUGCACUGCUGUUGGAGUUGUGUUGCCUUCAUCAUCCCUUCAAUAAGGGUUAUAUCAUGGCUAUUUCAGUUUCCAGUUUGCAUUGCUGUUGGAGUUGUGUUGCCUUCAUCGUCGCUUCAAUAAGGGUUAUAUCAUGGCUAUUUCAGGUGCAAUGAUGUUUGAGAUCCAAGGUAUUCUUUUUCUAUUUUUUUUGCUUUUUCAUGGUUUCAAUAUUGGUCUUAGUAAAAUAAAAGAAUUGACAUAUGGGCAGAAAUUGUGGGGAUAAAUGGACAUCAUAAGAAAAGCAACAAAGAUAAUAGAUUUACCUAUUCCAUUGUCUAAUUGAGAAUCAAUUACACUAGAUUUAAUCCUGUUUUUCUUUUGGGUUUUGGUCAAGAUCUGGUUGCAUAAGGUUGGCCGUUGUCAAACCUGCAAGUCCAAAUCAAAUUUUGCUAAUAGCAGAGUCAAAUAGCAUGGUACUGAGACAUUGUGCAUUGGAGAUUUUUCUGUUAUCUGUUUUCUGCACUUACCUUACCCCAUACUAAUAUGAUUUUCAUGGGAUUAUGUGCACUAUAUGAGAUCUGGAGGUAAUUGUGAGUACGUAUUAUACGAUCCGAAUGACACAAAAACAGUUUAUGAUUUGAGUUGCAGUAUUUAGUUCUCUACUAGCUAAUCGUUACAUUAUUAGUGGACCAUGAAUGGUCAGGUCUCUUCAAUUAUAUGGGGAAUAUAAUGCCCUCAUUCAAGUUUAUUAAGUAUUGUAUUGUUUCACAUGUUCUGAAUAUUUACGUACAUUUAACCUUUAACUAAAGGAAAACCUUGGUGCAGUAUCAUCAAACCCUUAGUGAAAAUGUCCAUUAGUGCCAUUCACAUAUUUCUUUGUGAUGUUUCUGUUUCUUGACGGUUCUUCAGCGAAAUUGAAGCAUUUCUCAUAAUAUGCCCCUCUUGUGCUCUCUUUGCAUAAAUAAUGUCAUAAUAUGAUGAAAACUAUGGGGUGCAUGCCCCCCCACGUCAGAUCGCAGCAUUGACAUUUGCUUCAGUAACCCUGAUGAUCAGGUACCCAAUCUUCAUUUCUCCUCUAAAUUUAUGAAAUAACCCAGUUAGUCUUUUCUUUGUUGCCGUUGUGCCUUAGAUUUCUCUCCCAUUUUAUUGAUUUUUUCCCUGACUUCUCAUUUAUGGUAUUGCCACUAUGGUUUUGUUUUAAAGACGAAUGACAUUUGAUACAACAAUUUACAGAGCUGUUACCUUCAGGAAAUCUAUGCUACCAAUUUGUCUUUGUUGGUUUCAUCUUGUCAGGUGUUUGAGCCUUGUUUAGGAAAUCUGUGGUAAAUAAAAUUUGUGUUUGUUUG
Molecule: messenger RNA, 3424 nt
Organism: Prunus dulcis (almond)
Lineage: Eukaryota; Viridiplantae; Streptophyta; Magnoliopsida; Rosales; Rosaceae
Product: transcription factor GTE11-like
Exons: 6
Coding region: 169-1659 (496 amino acids)
Molecular function (GO): protein binding
Source: RefSeq, a predicted model, not a curated record